Molecule: messenger RNA, 2334 nt
Organism: Chaetomium globosum CBS 148.51
Lineage: Eukaryota; Fungi; Ascomycota; Sordariomycetes; Sordariales; Chaetomiaceae
Exons: 3
Coding region: 1-2334 (777 amino acids)
Source: RefSeq, a predicted model, not a curated record
AUGGUUCUCACCAGAAUAGUCAGCGGUUGCCCAAGCCACGAAGCCGGUAAUGCUGCGAUGGCAAACGGUUUGACUCUCGCUGUCGGGCCAAAGAAACCAAGCAACUCGCUCCAGCUCCAAUUGCACCCGUUCUCGUCAGAACAUGAGAGGGGAGGCUUGAUUGUCAAGAUCCAGCCGCCGAGGGAGCCCGAGAACGCCGACCUCCACCAUGUUCCUUGCGACCUUGUGUUGUCCAUCGACAUCUCCGGUAGUAUGGCAGAUGAGGCCCCCGCGCCUUCAAAGCCCGGAGGGGAGGCGGGCGAGGAUACUGGCUUGAGGGUUAUUGACCUCGUCAAACACGCGGCUCGAACUAUCGUGGCGACGUUGGAUUCCAGAGAUCGCCUGGGCAUUGUCACAUUUACAAACCGAUCCAAGGUGGGGAUCCCGCCAUACGAGAACAAAGCCAAGACCCUUGAGAAUAUCGAGAGUAUGGAACCGUUUAGCUCCACGAACAUGUGGCACGGCAUCCGCGAUGGUCUCAGCUUGUUCUCGGAGGCCGAAGGCGGCUCAACCGGCAGAGUACCCGCCCUGCUGGUCCUGACAGACGGCAUGCCGAAUUACAUGUGUCCCCCGAAGGGAUAUGUUCCCAUGCUGCGAAGCAUGGAGCCACUGCCGGCCACCAUCCACACUUUUGGUUUCGGCUAUGAACUUAGGUCGGGGCUGCUGAAGUCGAUUGCUGAGGUCGGCGGCGGCAACUACUCCUUCAUUCCCGACGCUGGCAUGCUUGGUACUGUCUUUAUCCAUGCUGUUGCUCAUCUCCAGUCGACCUUUGCCAACAACGCCAAGCUGCGCCUCACAUAUCCGAGUUAUCUCAAACUCGAGGAGAUGACAGGGGAGGCAGUCGGCAGGCAAGAGCCGGUUGAGCUGGAAGGCGACGUCCCGGAGUCCAUGACCUCGUUGACCAUUCCCAUCGACAACAUCCAGUAUGGCCAAUCUCGUGAUAUCUGCCUCCGCUAUGGCAACCUCGCAGCAGCUAUCCAAAAAGAGGGCGGAGCUAAUCCGCCCCCCGCCAUCACGGCCGUUCUCGAGUACCAGCACUUCAGCCCGACUGUUCACCAAGCCGUCGCCCAGCAAAGCCCUUUCGCUUCUACCCCAUCACUCCACCCCGACGAGAUCGCCUACCACCUCUCCCGGGCCGCUCUCAUCGCCUUUUUCGCAACCUUCUCCCCCCUCAACGUCCAAUACGAGCACGAGCCCCUCGGAAGCUUACCCACAAACAGCACCAAACUCCUCCAAUCCCUCGUCGACUCCCUACCAGCCUCCCCCAAAUUCACCACCACCAUAGGCGGCUACGCAGGCUGCCGCUCACUCCUCAUCGACAUCUGCGGCGCCCCGGUCCCCACCACCAACCCGUCCUCCUGGACAGGCCAAGUCGCGCUGGCGCUGCUCGACCCGACCUUCUACCGGCGCUGGGGGCGGCACUACCUGGCAUCACUCGCGGGCGCCCACGCCCGGCAGGUGUGCAACUCGUUCAAGGACGCGGGGCCCCUGCAGUACGGCGUCGACAGCCCCCUCUUCCAGCGCUGCCGCGACCGCCUCGACAAGGCCUUCGACAGCCUGCCGCCCCCCGUGCCGCCUGUCCGUGCCAGCCGGCGGAAUGGCCGGAACCAGAACGCGCAUACCGUGCGCGCGCCCGUGUCGAUGGCGAGGUAUAAUAAUGCGGGGAAUGGCUGCUUUGCCGGGUGCUCGCCCGUUUUGCUGGCCGGCGGGAAGGGGCUGGUCAGGAUUAACCGGUUGCGGGCGGGGAUGGAGGUCGUUACCCCCUGCGGGCCGCGGAAGGUGGCGGCUGUGUUGAGGAUGCCCGUGCGGAGGGUCGAGAUGUGUCUUGUUGCUGCUGCCGCGGGGCCGUCCGGGAAGGGGAAGAGCCGCUUGCUGGUCACGCCGUGGCACCCCGUGGAGCUGCACCAGGGCGGCAAGUGGGUGUUCCCCAGGGAUCACGCUGCGAGGUCGGUCCGGUACACUGGUGCUGUGUACUCGGUGUUGCUGGAGCGGGAUGAGGAGCCUGACGCGCACGCUAUCUUGGUUGGGGGCGUGUGGGGGGUUACGAUGGGCCAUGGCUUGACUACGCAGGUGUUGGGUAGGCGGUAUGAUGUGAGGGUGCACGAGUUCUAUGGGGCCUAUGAUACGGUUAGUAAGGCGCUGGCGAGACUGCCUCAGCGAGCGGGCGGGGUGGCUAUGGGAGCGGGCUUGACGAGGGACCCGGUGACUGGGAAGGUCAUUGGAUUCAGUGCGGUCAAGCCGGAGGAAGUGAAGGCGUUGGGUAUGAGACAGCAGGGGCGCGGCGUGUUUGCCUGA